AUGGUUUAUCCGAGUCCCGGUUUAGUCAAUAUUGAGGGCACUUUCCCAGUGAUGGGACCCGAUAUGAGUCAUUUACAAUCUCUGGGACCGAUGACCCGAUACGCGUCAGAUCUGCUUCCGAUGCUUAAAGUGAUGGUCGGACCAAAUGUUCGUAAACUCAAACACGAAGACAAUGGCGUCGAUCUCUCAAAAGUCAAGAUCUAUUACAUGGAAGAGAAUGGGAAUCCAUUGGACACUAAUGUGAGCCCAGAUAUCAAACGAGGCAUUCAACGAGUGUUGUCUCAUAUGAGGCAAAAAUACGGCACUUAUACCCGAAAAGUGCAUUUCGAUGGCUUUCGGGACGCGUUCUUAAUUUGGGUCUAUUUUAUUAAACAAACAAAAAUCUCAAUCCCAGAAAAGGCGGCCAAUUCUUCGAGACUCGAUGUCAUAAUUGAUUUAAUCAAAUACUUCCUAAACCUUUCUGUCUAUACAUUGAAUUUAUUAGUGAUUAACGCUGUCCUCGCAUUGCUUCCCAGCGUUGACUCGGAAUUUGGCAAAAAGUAUAUCCGUUUAGGACGAGAAAUGAAACAAGAAUUUAAAACAUUAUUAGGCAGUGAUGGGGUCUUCAUAUUUCCAACACAUCCCGAACCGGCGAUCAAACACAUGUCAACAAUACUUAAGUUAUCCAACGUUUCGUAUACCACUGUUUUCAACGUAUUGGGAGUACCCGUCACUACCUGUCCAUUGGGUCUCAAUAAAGAUGGUCUGCCUAUUGGUAUACAGAUAGCGAGCAAUCCUUUUAACGAUCGCUUGACUAUAGCUGUGGCACAAGAAUUGGAGAAAGCAUUUGGCGGUUGGGUUUCGCCAUCAAAAAUAGUUUGCUAACUAUUAAUCAAUAUUUUAUUCAAUUUUUAUACACAAAUACUAAUAAAUAAUAGUUUUAAUUGCAAAUAAAAUAAUAAA
Molecule: messenger RNA, 942 nt
Organism: Medioppia subpectinata
Lineage: Eukaryota; Metazoa; Arthropoda; Arachnida; Sarcoptiformes; Oppiidae
Source: the annotation of a GenBank genome assembly